This is a messenger RNA of Tarenaya hassleriana, 1103 nucleotides long. RefSeq names its product RING-H2 finger protein ATL7-like. Bases 293 to 1006 code for a protein of 237 amino acids. NCBI's taxonomy places the organism in Eukaryota, Viridiplantae, Streptophyta, Magnoliopsida, Brassicales, Cleomaceae. The transcript has 3 exons. The record is from RefSeq and is a predicted model, not a curated record.
AUUUUCGUCGUCUCCGCGUCAAAGAGAUAAACGAAUGAAACAGACAGAUGCCGUUUAGUGAAAGCUGAAUGCUUCACCUGAAACUCUGCCACCGCUCCUCUCUUCUUCUUCUUCUUCAUUCAAUUCCUACAAAAAUCACAACAUAGUUGCAUCGAAUCCGAUAUCUGCGAUCUGGGCUCUUCAGUUCUCGAUCCAAAUCUCUCUCUCUCUCUCUCAGUAACCGAAUAAGGACACUGAGACCGGUUUGGUGUCGUGCUUUUUGUCGGCUCUGGGACAUUGUUAUUACUGGGUGAUGUCUUACAACAAUCCAAACCCAAAUCCAGAGAAUAUCUGCUCACCGACAACCGCCACGACCUCGCCGGAUGCAUUUCGGGAGCUGAAACUCUACCAAGCUUUCAUUUUUUCAGUGCCCAUCUGCUUCACACUCAUUAUCCUCUUCCUGUUUUACUUCAUCUACCUUCAUCGCCGCAGCGUGGAUUGGUCUUCUAUCGGAAUGCGGAGCAGUUUCAUCACCAGCAACCCUCUCUCCAUGGCUGAAUUAGGGCUGAGCAAAGAAGUGAGAGAGAUGCUCCCCAUUGUCGUCUACAAGGAGAGCUUCUCCGUCACGGAUUCACAAUGCUCGGUUUGCUUAGGGGACUACCAAGCAGAUGACAAGCUUCAACAAAUACCAGCAUGUGGGCACACAUUCCACAUGGACUGUAUCGACCAAUGGCUCACAACACACACUACUUGCCCUCUAUGCCGUCUCUCUCUUGUCCCCAAGUCCAGCCAGAGCCAGCCCCAUCACACGGAAGGCCCUGUUUCUGACACAGAGAAUUCUGAUAGAGCCUCUGCUCAACCAGAGCCUCAGCCAUCUGAAUCAGUAAACCACAGCAAUGUCGACCAAGAACGUGUGAGGGAUGAGACUGAGUGUAGCCGAGAUACAGAGGCCUUGAAAGAAAAGGACAAGGAUGAACAAGACAGCACAGGAACUUCGGAUGCUUGUUGUAAUCCCGGACAUUGUUAAAAGCUUUAGCCUUUCGAGAAUUUCGUGUAAAGGGUCUGCUACUUUUGUUGUUGUAACGUUAAUAGGAGCGAAUGGGAAUGGCAGCUUUGGAUAGGAA